UUUACAACACUAUCUUCUAAAGCGGCUGCGUGCGUCUUGAAACCUGUCUUUAUUUGUUCUUUGACGUGUUCAGAUAUUGUUGAUUUCAAAUUGUCUUGCAUACUGAAAUAAUAUAAAAACAGUUUUAUUUAAAAAGAAAGCAAAAUUUAAAUUAAACUAAUUAAAAUUGACCUUUAAACUUUUUAUAUUAACCUCAAACAAAAAAAAAAAGAUUAACCUUGUUUAUUAAUAUCAAAAACAUGGCUCUAUUCAGAUUUCUAGCGAUUUUCUUAUUAAUAAAUAACAGUUUAACUCAAGACAUUUUCGACACUAACUUAAAAAAUUGUAUUUUAUGUAUUUGCCAUGCAAAAACGAUGUGUUAUGAUUUAAAAAAAUGCGCUGCAUACACAAUAGAUGAAAAAUACUACUUAGAAGCGAAUAAUUUAACAAAAACGCCAAAAAUAAUGGGCGAAUAUAACGAUUGUAUGGAUGAUGAUGAUUGUAUUAUUGAAACGAUUACUAAAUUUGCAAAAAAAAAUCUCAUAGAUUGUUAUUGUGAUGAAUCAAUUGAUUGUAGGGAUUUAUUUAGUCGGCAUUUAUAUCGAAAUCGAUGUCACGUCAUAAAUGGUGGUUCCUUAGAAAGAAGGUUUAAUAACUGCGCAAAGAGAAAAGGCAUGGAAUUAAUCAAUUCAAAUGUGGAUUGUGUUAAUUUUGACGUGGAGCCAUUCAAUAAAUUAACAACAUCUUAUAUGUGGGAACAAGAUUAAGAUUAUCAUAAAAUUAU
Onthophagus taurus is the source of this 763-nucleotide messenger RNA. NCBI's taxonomy places the organism in Eukaryota, Metazoa, Arthropoda, Insecta, Coleoptera, Scarabaeidae. The record is from RefSeq and is a predicted model, not a curated record.